GAUAAACGACCGUUGUCAUGGUAACUAAAGAAGCAAGAAAAAAUCUAAAUGAUGAUUGAGGAACACAAUAAGCACGCGCGCGCAAGACAGAGACUUUGAAGCAUAACUUUUAGGCAGUUCAAGGGAAAGAUUGAUCUAAUAGCUGCUUGAUGUUAUUCUGAAAGGCACGUCUACGUGCUAUGAAACACAUAAAAAAGAUAAAAAUUUUGCUGUAUUCUCUUAAGGUUUAGCAGAAGACGACGAAAAACUGAACGCAAAUUCAAGGCUUAAAGCGCUGAGAAUGUGUCACAUUAAACGUAAAGCCGAAGAAUAAUGGGCGGAAGGGAAGAAGGAAGUUGAAUAUCCAAAAGAGAGCGCUUUGGACACGGAAAGUCAUUGUGCAAUACCUAUACCUUCUAGUUUCAAGGCGACAAAUCUGUGGCUCUCAUUUCAGUAUUGACCAAGUGAAACUGUAUAGCAAGCGCGUUCGACAAAGUUUAGAUCGGUACUCGAGAGGAGAUCACGAAAUGUUUGGAAAACGAGGCUCAAGUCAACACGAGGUACACGAGUGAGAAGCUGAACCGAUUGAACCCUAGCCAGUUUACAACUCCUGUAACAAGUCAGUUAAAUAACGCAAAUAAUUAAAGAGUGAAUCAGCACAUUUAGCGUAGAGCAGGAACGAUGAAUUCUACGAAUCUAACUUUGAACGCUACUCCAAAUGGAACAAUGCCUGCUCCGUUACCAUCGCUUGCUCAAAGAGUCAUCUCGGCCAUCGCAAUAUCGGCCUUGAUAAUACUAUCGAUAUCGGGCAACGCCCUGGUCAUAGCGUCUUUCUACUUCUACAAGAAGAUAAGACGUAGUGUGACAAACUGUUUUAUAGUCUCACUGGCCGUCAGCGACCUAAUGGUCGCGUUCCUAUCCGAACCAUUCUGGCUGUCCUACGAGAUAGAUCACUGGAAUUCUUUACCCAAGAAUUGGAAUGCUAAGACAUUCUCCAUGUUCUGGGUGAUUUUAGAUAUAACAUGUGCAGUCGCGUCUAUCGUUAAUUUAAUGUUCAUCUCAAUCGAUCGGUACUUCGCCAUUAAGAGUCCGUUAUCACACCACACCAAAAUGACCCCAGAGACGUCGAUAUGGAUUAUCCUGGCUCUAUGGAUCUAUUCGAUAGGGGCAGGGUGUCUGUUCUUACUGGGAUGGUACUGGAAGUUCCUCAUGAUAUUUAUUAUCGGCUUCUUGGUGCCAUUGAUUAUAAUGGUUUUUUGUUACGUAGGAAUCAUGGUCGUCAUCUCUUCCAAAGCCAGACUUUCCAACCAGGUGGGCACAACCCGACUGGACAAAGAAUUCAAGACGGCCAAAAGCUUGGGGGUGGUGACUGGGUCUUUUGUCCUCUGCUGGCUACCGUUCUUUAUGUUGUCGCUAGUGUACAGGUAUUGUAUACCUUGCGUAGGUGACAUCGAGAGACUCCCUGCCCUCACAUCAGCCGUCAAGUGGUUACACUACCUCAACAGUUGCCUCAAUCCUAUCAUAUACGCAUUUUUGAAUCCUACCUUCAAAGUCGCCUUCAGGAGUCUGUUUCGUAAAUUCUGUACGAAUCCGAACAACUUCCAUGACGACAUGACGGUCUCUGCUUCGUUCUUUCAAUCUGCAAACAUCAAGAGAAAUCGCAGCACCUCACAUCGGAAUGGCCAAGUUGGAAAUGGUGUGUUAAAGUCCAAGGGCAAGAAAGGAUUUUUUUUUCGUCGGAAACACACCCUAGAUGAGUCUUUACAGGAUUCCAGCUCUGAAAAUGUCAACAAAAAGGUCAACGAGAACACAUACAUCGAAAAAGCCGAUGUUUUGACACCUUGUGCAACAGAAUCGAAUAUUAAAGAACCACUUUGCUACAGCCCAAGGGACAGCCAACCCCCUACAGAAGACAACGCACGGCAAGAACGUCAUGUUCAUUAUGCCGACGACUUCAAGCCGAUCGAAACAGUUCCUCGACCAUUGGAGAACGUAGAUUGUAACUCGAUUCUGAGCGACUCAAAUAAUUCAGAGAACAGUGAAAAAGAGAGUAAGGAAACAAAGGAUCCAUCUCCAAACGGUUACAGGCUGUUGAGUAAAAGAAAGAAUUCUACGGAUGAACUAGACCACCAUUUAAGCACCUUGACGGAUACGACUGAAAUUUGUACAUACCAUGAUCAAGAAAGCGAUCAAUUUUACUUUUACGUUGACGGGGAACUCAUAGCGGACAAAGAUAUCAAGACCUCCAAUGUUUAAUCGAAAUCCCCUGCGGAAUUGGGCGAACCUGCAAUUCGCGAGGACAAAAUUAAUGGUCGUACUACUGGGAACAUUUGUCCACCAAGGCAUAUAGAAUUCGAACGUUUGAUCAUGGCACAAAUCGAAGCUUUGAACAUAGUCCUGUUAUCAUGACAAUGAAAUAUAAAGUCAAAUCAAAACAUCAAAAACGAGAGUCGGUGCCAAAAAGAUCUACUUUGUCUGCCGCUCAGACUUACAGAAUAGAUGAGUGUGAUGCGGGUACCAUGGUUUGACACGUGACCAUAUCUGGUAUGUGACGUCAAGGAUUCAUUCAUCACGUGACCAAUGUAAUGUGCAGUAUCAAGUUAUUCAAAUGCAACAGCUUCAACGUAUAAGAUACAGCACUCAUCUAUAAGGGGAAAACAAAGAUUAUAAAAACCCGGAGGUAAAUUUCGUACAAGUGAAAGAAAACACAUAGCUUUGUGGCCUGAACCAAUCAAAAUGCACGAAAUGGCAAGCGGACCAAUCACAGUGCUUGUAUACAUUAUAGCACAGCACGUUCCGGCAUGAUUUUACAAAUUAGCCAUUCCGAGGUUGAGCGAAAAAAACUGGGUCGAGUUGGCUUUGCAGUGCAUUGUGGGACUGUUUGAGGAACAUUUUCAAGAUAGCGUUUAUUUCAUCCCACAAUGCACUGCAAUGCCAAUUUGACCCAAUUUUUACCUCAAACUAAGAAUAGUUAAUACAAAUCGUGCUAUGAUAAUAUCCAUAUUAUUGACGCAUAUAUUUAUAGUCCCCAAGGACAAAGUUAUUCUCAUCGUUGUUUAAUGUCUUAACGUAUUUCUCGAUUGCCAGGCAGUAGAGAUAAUAAGUAAUAGCAAAAGUUAAUAUAGACAGAAUGUACUGGUCAAGUUUUCUGUAAAGUUAUCACUCAUAUUUGGGCAACAAAUGGCAAUUCAGUUGCAACCUAUCGCGGGAUUUUGAGAAGUCUUUUCAUACGGAUUCUUCUUAAGGCUGCGCCGCCCAGAUUUCCCGCCGCGCCCGUCGCUUUAGAUAUCUAGUUGAUCAUUACCACAGUGCGUAAUCAAAGUAGUUGAAUCCUGUGCUGCCUAGGUGUUUGCAACCACAAGGUUCUUCUUACCUUAAUGCAAACAAUGGCCUGCAAGCUUGAGCAUUACUAAAGAUUAAAUAUUAGGACUUAAACAUUGCUAAACAGUGUAAAAAUCAUCAGGCGUUUAACGUUCGCGCGAUAUCCAAACUAUUACAGCUGUACGUAUGAAUUCUUGCUUCAGUAAUUUCUGUAAAGUUGGAAGCUAUUCGGCGUAUUUCUCGAGAGGAUUAGCAUAAUAUCAUCAAGAUCGUCAUUAUGACAGUCAUGACAAAUCAUUCGCCUUUGCCACAGUCCUUAUGACGUAACCAUGUCUUGCCAUGACGUAUAACGAAAUGUAGCACAAAACCAUGCUAAGAAGUAUGUCAUCCUAGAACACACACAUAACGUGCAUUCAUAACUCAUGACGAAUUUGACAUACUCUAAUUAGGUACACGACCUACUUCCGCCUUGUGCAAUGACUUACACACGUGCCACAACAUAUACAUGACGUAACUGACAUGACGUUUCAUGUCACACAUAUGACGUGUUUUUCGAGUUCCAAAUUGCCGCUGUUUUUCUUGAUUACUGGCUCACUUACUCAGGCUUAGCCUAGUAUCAGUGUCUAAAUAUCACAAAUACCAACGGUAAAGGAAUGAAUGCAUAGCUUCAAAAAUACAAACACUUUGAAAUUCCACGGACCUUCACUAGAACACAUGAACAUUCUGCAUAAAGUCGAGGACAACCCUGAGCAACCGAGAACUCGAAACUCAUACGUCAUAACUUACUAUGAUGUCAUUAUGCUGGCUCUAGUCUAAUCCUACGCUAAUGGCUUUCAAAUACUAAAUACUUGAUAUUAUAUAAAUAAAUUUGUAAGAAACUGGGUUUUAAGGAAAUUAAGAAUAUAUCUACUUGAUUAGUUCAGAUUAGCAAUAGAGAAUGCGAAGCUGAUCAACUCUUUGGUCAUCUUGGUAAUCAACUGAAAUAAAAGCGCUAGACAAGUAUGCCAUGUAAUCUUUGAAUGCYGCAAAUAUUACGUACUCUAUACGAGAUUGCAACCAAUGCGUCACUUGUUUAUGAAGGUCUAAAGCGCUAACUGAACCACUACGAUUAAGAUCAAGUAGAGAAAACUGACUUUUAUCAAGGCUACUAAGAUAAUAUUAUGCAUUUAUAGCAACGCGUUUGGAAAUGGGGAAAGUUCUAUAAUUUAAGAGUUCUGCAAUAUC
Actinia tenebrosa (Australian red waratah sea anemone) is the source of this 4524-nucleotide messenger RNA. RefSeq names its product histamine H2 receptor. Gene Ontology annotation, biological process: chemical synaptic transmission; G protein-coupled receptor signaling pathway, coupled to cyclic nucleotide second messenger. Gene Ontology annotation, molecular function: G protein-coupled serotonin receptor activity; neurotransmitter receptor activity. NCBI's taxonomy places the organism in Eukaryota, Metazoa, Cnidaria, Anthozoa, Actiniaria, Actiniidae. The record is from RefSeq and is a predicted model, not a curated record. Gene Ontology annotation, cellular component: dendrite; plasma membrane.